Messenger RNA from Solea solea (common sole), 2104 nucleotides. RefSeq names its product sp9 transcription factor (gene sp9). The record is from RefSeq and is a predicted model, not a curated record. Gene Ontology annotation, biological process: regulation of transcription by RNA polymerase II. Gene Ontology annotation, molecular function: RNA polymerase II cis-regulatory region sequence-specific DNA binding; DNA-binding transcription factor activity, RNA polymerase II-specific. NCBI's taxonomy places the organism in Eukaryota, Metazoa, Chordata, Actinopteri, Pleuronectiformes, Soleidae. The transcript is spliced from 2 exons. The coding region runs from base 138 to 1457 and encodes 439 amino acids.
CUAGGUAGUGCCGAGAGCUGCGAGCCAGGAGAGGAACCGUGUGACCCGAGUCGGACACGGUGAGACUCAAAUCAUAUUAGGAGCUCGUUUGUAGCAGUGAAAUCGCGAACACUCUCAUCCCAGCACAGACCCUGGAUAUGGCUACGUCUAUACUUGGGGAAGAGCCACGGUUUGGAACUACACCUCUAGCUAUGCUGGCUGCAACUUGCAACAAAAUUGGUAACACCAGUCCUCUUACAACUCUACCUGACUCCAGCGCGUUCUCGAAGGGUGGAUUUCAUCCGUGGAAAAGAUCCUCCUCCAGCUGUAACUUGGGAUCCAGUCUGCCCGGUUUCGCAGUAGCGACGAGCCGCGCAUCGACAGGACUAACGCCGAACAGUGGCGCAGGCAACAGCGCCUUUUGCUUAGCCUCCACCUCCCCGACCUCGUCUGCGUUUUCCACUGACUACAGCGGUCUGUUCUCAAACUCCGCGAGCGUCUCAACACAAGAGUCUGGACAGUCGGCUUUUAUCUCCAAAGUCCACACAUCGGCAGAGACCCUGUACCCGCGGGUGGGGAUGGCGCACCCUUACGAGUCGUGGUACAAGUCCGGUUUCCACUCCACCAUCUCUGGCGACGUUGCCAACGGCGCGUCUUCGUGGUGGGACGUCCACACCAACCCAGGAUCCUGGCUCGAUGUCCAAAACCCCGCAAGCACCCUCCAGACAUCGCUGCACUCCGGGACGCCUCAGGCGAUCCACUCCCAGCUGAGUGGCUACAACCCGGACUUCUCCUCCCUGACGCACUCGGCGUUCAGCUCCACGGGAAUCAGCCCCUCCGCGUCUCAUCUGCUCUCCACCAGUCAGCACCUGUUAACACAGGACGGUUUCAAAACAGUCAUCCCCGCGUACACAGACGCUUCCGCCGCCAACGCCAUGAUCUCGGGGGGCAGCUCAGGAAUAAGCAGCUCGUCGCGGUCGUCCAGGCGCUACUCCGGUAGAGCAACAUGUGACUGUCCUAACUGCCAGGAGGCUGAGCGGCUGGGACCCGCCGGGGCCAGUCUGCGGAGAAAGGGACUCCACAGCUGUCACAUCCCGGGCUGCGGCAAAGUGUACGGGAAGACGUCUCACCUCAAAGCGCAUUUGCGAUGGCACACCGGCGAGAGGCCUUUUGUCUGCAACUGGCUUUUCUGUGGCAAAAGGUUCACGCGCUCCGAUGAGCUGCAGAGACACCUGCGCACCCACACCGGCGAGAAACGGUUCGCGUGUCCGGUGUGCAACAAGCGCUUCAUGCGCAGUGACCAUUUGAGCAAGCACAUCAAAACGCACACGGCCGGUGGAGGAAGCAAAAAGGGCAGCGACAGUGACACCGACACCAGUAACCUGGAGACCCCGAGGUCCGAGUCUCCUGAACUUAUUUUGGACGGAGUCAAUCCCAGAAUCAAUGUUAAAGAUCCGUCUCCUCAUGACGAGCCCUAGUGAGGCAGUGCCCUCAGAUAAAAGUCAUAAUAAUUAUUAUAAUAAUAAUAAUAAUAAUAAUAAUCAUCAUCAAACCAGAAUAAAAAAAACUGCACAGCGAUGAAAACGGGUCUUAUCUGACGGACAAUACAGGAGAAAAUAUUUCCACAAGCGAUUUCAAAGUCUGAAAAAAAAAAAAAUUCUCCACAGCAGCAGGCGCGUGACGAGUUUCUUUUAAUUCCUUAUUCAAUCUAAAGACACCAGAGAUGUUUUACUGCUGGCCUUUGGAGACACGUUUAGGGACUUGACAAUGAGAAAAAAAGAGGAUGUUUUGCAGAGGGUGCGAGAAAACAAACCUGUUGAAUUUCUUUGGUUGGACAAUGCGAGUUACAUCUUGUAUAUUGCUGACUAAACUCUGUGUUAUUUUCAUGUAAAUGUUUAGGCUUAAUGAUUGUUUUAUUCGUGUUGGUAUAUCCUGGAAAUCAGGGAGUUUACUUUCGACGCACUUUGUGGAUAUGUAUGUACACAGCUCCCACCCCCCUCCCAACUUUGGUUAACCAUUUUAUUUUAUUUUGCUCAAAAAAAUAUCUAUAUAUAAAUGUUUACCUGUAUAAAGUCACACGUACAAGACUUUCAUUUUAUCGUAAUUAAAACGUGUCAAAAAAGGC